This is a messenger RNA of Penicillium atrosanguineum, 1623 nucleotides long. Its product is annotated as histidine phosphatase family protein. NCBI's taxonomy places the organism in Eukaryota, Fungi, Ascomycota, Eurotiomycetes, Eurotiales, Aspergillaceae. The coding region runs from base 1 to 1623 and encodes 540 amino acids. The transcript has 3 exons. Gene Ontology annotation, molecular function: acid phosphatase activity. The record is from RefSeq and is a predicted model, not a curated record.
AUGGAUACAAUCAAGUCCAUGGUGAUUUCUCUGGCUCUGGCUACUGCUGUGGAGGCAGGAGCUAUCCAACAGAGAGCCAGUACAACUCAACCAGACUGGUUCAAGACCUCGCCCGACCUUUAUGCCGGUACUAUGGAAACGGGUGCAGCACCCUACCUUGCCCAGAUCAACCCGGCACCUUUUGGCUCGAAAUCUUACAUCCCUAAUGCUCCCUUGGAAACUGGAGAGCCGAUCAGUGGUGCUCAUGGCAAGAACAUCUUCCAUCUCAUGGGAGACUUGAGUCCCUACUUCUCUCCAGAGGAAGGGUUUGGCGUCGAUGAGUACCCUCUGCCAAAGGGAGCCAACAUCACGCAAAUGCAUCUGCUCCAGCGUCACGGCUCUAGAUACCCUUCUGCCUCGGAAGACCAGGGCACAUGGGGUGAGAAAAUUGUCAAUGCUACCAAAGCAGGAACAGUCUUCACGGGCGAGCUCGCUUUCCUGAACGACUGGUCUUACCAAUUGGGUGAGGAACUCCUCGUUCCCACGGGCCGUCAGGAGUUGUUCGACAGUGGAGUCUUGAACUACUACAACUAUGGUCAUCUGUAUAACAACAAGACUGCUUCUCACAAGCUCGUGGUCCGCACGACCUUGAUGGCGCGCAUGAUGCAAAGUGCAGAGAACUUCCUUGCUGGCUUCUUCGGUCUGAACUGGAAAGACUAUGCCAACCUCCUGGCCACUAUUGAUCCAGCUACAACUGGCGUCUCCAACUGUACCAAUGAGCUUACUACUAUUGAGGAGGUCAUCGAAGAGCCUAUCGCAAUCUGGAUGUCAACCUACCUCAAAGAGCGAACUGCUCAGCUGAAGAAGCUCUCUGGAAGCUACAACUGGACCCUCUCGGAUACAUACCAUGCUCAGACUCUCUGCCCCUAUGAGACUAUUAGUCUCGGCUACAGCAACUUCUGCAGCCUGUUCACUUACGAGGACUGGGAGCACUACGAGUAUCUCCAGGACAUCGAGUUCGCCGGUUACUCAGGCUUCCUCAGCCCCACCGGCCGCGCCCAGGGUAUUGCCUGGGUGGAAGAGUUCCUCGCCCGCGUCGAGGGCCACUACGUUAAGGUUCCCGCCAGUGAGACAGGAGCCAAUAUGACCCUAGACACGAACCCGAUCACUUUCCCCCUUGACCAGAACCUAUACCUUGAGUUCACCCACGACGCGAAUAUCAUUUCUGUCAUUACCGCGUUUGGCCUGACCCAGUUUUCCGGCUUCCUGCCGGCCACCGGUCCCCCCGCAAAUCAGAAGUUCCACACCAGCAGACUGGUGCCUUUUGCUGGCCGACUCAAUAUUGAGAUCAUCAAGGCGCCGCACAAGGUUUCUACCAAGCGCUCGUCUAAGCUUACCAAGGCCGAUUAUAUCUCUGGUACUGGUGAGACUCAGUAUGUUCACUUCAUCCAGAACCAGCGCACUGUCCCGCUGCAUGCUAGCUUCGACGCUUGCGAGUAUCGUGAGGAUGGCUGGUGUGAGUUGUCCACCUUCUUGAAGACGCAAAAGACGAUGCUUGCCAAGGCUGAUUACCAACAUUCCUGCUACGGUAACUGGACCUACGGUGGCUGGGGCACAGUACUGAACGGUGUUCCUGCCUCUUAG